AUGCAUCGCAUGUUUAACUUUUCAGCAAACUUGUUGCCUCUGAACAAACCGGUUGAUUGGAGUAGAGGAUUUGAGCUGUCAGACCGGAUAGUGGAAGCAGAACGUAAUGUGAAGGCCUCGGAUUUCAUCAUUCCUGUCUUUGUUUUCAGUGUGCAGCAGUUGCCAACUCCCCAGCUGAAGGACGAGCUGAAAGAAAUACUUCAUACUGCCACACAGCUCACAACUGUCGUUCCCAUCGUUGUCCUCACUCAUCGGACUCACAAGAACUAUCCUGAAGUCGAAGCCAUGUUCAGGGACAUUGGAACAGAGAAGUUUUUUCCUCUUGAAAAUUACACAGAAAAAAAUCCAAAAAGAAAAAAGGAAACUGACGAGGCGGUCAUCCAGUUUCUAUAUGAAGUCAUCAGCGACGCUGAGUUCCGAGCUAGCUAUCCCCGGAACGCGGAUCAGGAGAUGAUUGAUCGGAAGGUGUUUGUACUGAAAUAUAUUCACGACAGAGAACUGAUGAUUCAGAGACAAAACCUGGACACACAGGGAUAUGUGGAGAGCAAGGGUGCGGAGCAGGCCUUCAAACUGAGGAAGGAAGAGGAGGAGAAAGCGCGGCGAAAAAGUGGAGAAUUAUUUAAGGAAAAAUUAGAGAAGAUGCGAGGAGAAUUCGAGAGACAGCAACUGCGCGACCAGUAUGAACACGAAAAGAGAAUGAAAGAGCUGCAAAAGAAAGGAAAGAACAGGAAGAGCAAAUAACAGGACACAAGGUGUAGACGGGAGGACGGUGGCCUCUGUGGUGGCUUUAUCCCUCAGGGUGAAGACCCAUAGUGCCUCAUCUGUAAUAGGACAUACGGCGGAAAUCCAAAGAGAGAACUGAAUAUUAAAGUGUUCCGGUACUGCCUUGUGACAUGUCAGAGUGACAUAUAAAAAGGUCUGGACCAUUGAGGGUCUGAGUUCUGAGACCCCCACAGAUCUCUAGAACCAGGAGAGAGAGGCACAUAUUACACUCUCCACAGGGACGAAUUGGCCAUAGACCUUACAGGGAAACUUCCUGGUGGGCCGAGGGGACUGUGGUAUUUGGCCCUGUUUGGGUGGUAUAAUGUGCCACAAUAUGGUUUUGCUGGCCUUGCCUUCCAUCAAUUUUGAAUUGACUACAAAAGGGGGCCACUUUUAGUAUUUUUUCCAGGGCCACUUUAAGUUCCCAGGCCGCCCCUGCACUUUCCCUCCUGACUGAAGGAGAAGGACUCAAUAGAAAGUCCACAGGCCCAUCUCAUAUCCAUCUCCGGCUAUGUGAGGGCUACCAUCUUUUUGUUCUAGAGAUCAGUGGGGUCUCAGCGCUCCGACCCCAACAAUAAAAAGCUUUUUGAGCAAAUUGACCAUUUGGCCUUUAGUGCUUCACAGGGGGAAGCCCCCAGCCCCCGCUCCACUAGUGUGGUCUCUACAGGAUGAUGCUUAUCGGCCUCAUUCCUCAGAAUGUCUCACAGUGAUAUUGUCUUUGUGGCCCACAACAACCGGAGCUCAGCUUUCAUGUGGGGGUACAUCAUCCCCCCAUUAUCCUGCACACAGGGAAUCAGGCUUCUGUUUUUCACGGUCCAUCCUGUUCCAAGUUGAUUGGUAAUCAGGUCCCACGUGGGUCCAGACAGUUCUCAGGACAGGGACUGAUAUUUUAGACACUAAUAUCUAUUACCAUGUGUAAUCUGAUUAUAUCUUUGUUGUCCUUUUACAACAUUUAUAUGUUAAAAUAAAUCCGAUCUCCAGGUUCUUGUUCACAUUUACUGUUCCUCGUUGUAGUAUUAGAAGGCCUUAAUUGCUCCCGUGGUGCAUGUGGCUCUCCGGUGGC
Messenger RNA from Bufo gargarizans (Asiatic toad), 1825 nucleotides. RefSeq lists its product as uncharacterized. The record is from RefSeq and is a predicted model, not a curated record. Bases 1 to 741 code for a protein of 246 amino acids. The transcript has 4 exons. Lineage: Eukaryota; Metazoa; Chordata; Amphibia; Anura; Bufonidae.